CAGCAGAGAAAAGAAAAAGGGGAGCCUCACAGGUCGGCAGGCGUGCAGUCAAGACCGUCCAUCCUUAGAUCCCUUCAUCCUGCUCACACGUCGUCCGUCUGAUCACCGUGAUCUGUCGUGUGGCAGCCGGACAGCAAGAUGGACAGGACCUGCUGCGCCACCCUGUGCGUGCUCCUGCUGCUCUCUACUCACACCUACUGCCAUGAGGCUGCUGGCUUCGUCUCGCCGCUGAGGCCAUCGGGCCGUCUCUCCCGGCAGCAGCACGUCACGCCGUCUGCACGUCGGUAUGAGGGGCGGGAUUUGGUGAGCAUGUCGGCGCAGACGACCGUCAAGACCACCACGGAGCCGCAGCCACUGCCCGCGGACCUGGUGGAGUUCAGAAGGAAACUGAUGAGUAAGUGAGGCAGGCAGGCAGGCAGGCAGGCAGAGGGCGUCCCUCCUUGUUAGCGUGCACGCUGCCUGCACUGCACUGCGCUGCACCUAUCUUGUCUGUUGGGUUGGAUGUGUGUGCUUUGUUUGUUUGCAGAGGACCCGUUGUUCCCGCUGCCUCGCGAUGACGCCAUGUGGGUGGAGUUUGCGGUGUCCAACUUCGGCUUUGUGGUUGGGCUGAUAUUCUUCAACCCGGUGUUCGGACUGGUCUUUGCGUCCCUCUUCAACUACCUGUCCAAGAAAGAGGGUGAGGGAGGGAAGGAAACGCUCACAGGGCUGAUUGGAGCGCAUGGGACAGCAAUCGAUGUGUUGGUUGGUUGGUGUGUUCAGGUGAGUUGGGUGAGGUGUUCCGUGUGGUGGGCCGAUUUCUCGUCGACUGCUCCAAUUUUGUCAUGUCGUAAGCACGGGAAAGAUGUAUUCAACACAGGGGGACGACUACACGAGAAUCGCGCCCUUUUUCUUCCCUCAGUCUGAACACCCGCUUCUCUCUGGUUGAGAAGGGCUCGAAGGCUGUGUCGAGUGGAUACACCAACAUCAAGGUGGGCGGCAAUACGCGCACAUGCCCAUCAGGGGUCAUCCGCUGUGCUGUGCUGUGUUGUCUUGCGGGCUGUGUGUUGACACAUGCAGAAGGGUCAGGACGACACUGAGAGUAUCGACAAGAUCGAGUCAUCGGCAAACACCGUCAUCACAAAGAUCAAGGUCAGAGGGGGGGAGACGGGCUGGUGGGACAGACAGACAGACAGACAGACAAACCUACAGACAGCGCAGCGCGACACCCAUGUGAUCGAUGAAUGAUUGACCUACUUGUCUGUCCGCUGCUCGUCAUCCAUCAGGAUUUUGACGCCAAGCAGGAUGCCCGCGGCAAGCUGCUGGAGCUGACAUUCAGGGCGGGAGACGCAACGAACAGGUUCUAUGACCAGGUACGCAGUACGCACGCACACACGCACCUACACAAUAGGCCAAGUUGGACGGGUGCGAAUGUGGUUGCGGGCUGGGCUGUGCUGGCUGCAGCUUCUUGACUGGAACAAGGAGUACGACUGGUCUGGCAAGGCCAUGCGCAAGAGCCAGGAGCUGCUCGACAAGGCCAAGGAGUCACUGGCCGAGGAACCCGCCAAGACGCCCACUGCACCGACCUCGCCCGCCAGCAAGGCCGCCCCGCCGCCCGCCGCAGCUCGCGAGACCAUCCAGGCGUAAACCAGCAGACACUGAGAGCGGACGGACGGGUGUUUGCUGAUGGAGUGAGUGAG
This is a messenger RNA of Vitrella brassicaformis, 1676 nucleotides long. The record is from the annotation of a GenBank genome assembly. Lineage: Eukaryota; Vitrellaceae.